AUGAAGCCAUCGCCUGAUGUAAUUUGUAUAGUUUGUCAAUCAGUAUUUUGCUGCAGUCAGUGCCGAUGGAAACACGAGAGCAACGCUCACGGUCUGUUGUUUGAUUGCCCCAUAUGCAGAGGCAAGCGAUAUCUCUGCAAACCGGAAGAAUUGAACGACGCAUUCCUGAAACAUUUAACAGAAGAACAUUCACCAUUGCAGUGCAAAAAGUGCAACAAAAUUUUCAAGAAAAUGAACGAUUUCGUUGAAAUAGAUAAAUGUACAAGCAUAUCUGAAUUAGUUCCCAACGACCAAGAGCCUAGUAAAAGUUUGGUGGAUGAAAAAUUCGAUUCUAUAUACGAAAAGACAAAGAAUGAUACAAGUAACAUAGAGGGAAUUAUAUCUGUCAAUAAAAGUAGCAAAACGGCUGUUAUAACACCUAUUGUUAGAAAAAAUCAUAUAGUGGAUUAUGAAUCGAGUGAAAGUGAAGAAGAAAAAUCAAAAGGCCAACAAACACCCCAUCCUAAAUCAGCUCCUAAGACACCAAAACUAAAACGACAAAGGAUUGCAACACCCCAUGCUAAGAAAUUUUAUAGUUUGAUGAGGCAAAAAGUAGUAGAAGAAUACGAUGAAACUAUUGAUGAUCCUGAUUAUGAUGCAUCACCAAUUAAUAGUAAAGCUUCACCAUUGAGGACCGAUAAUAAUUUGUCUAAUCCCGAAAAACAAAAGGAGAUUACUACGCCGACGUCUCACAUACAGCCAAAUUUAUUGAAGUUAGCACAAGCUGUAACAACGAGUACACCUACACACCCUGCCAAUAGCGGAUGGUCCAUGUUUACUGGUCAAGGAGCUGACUCUCCACUCUCAGAGAUUGAGAAUGCUGAUAGCCCAGCUCAAAAUACCAAUAAUGAGCCAUCCAAGCCGGAGCCUGAAAAUGUGCUUCCGAAACUUAAGAGCAUCAUUGUUACUGGAAGUCGCAUUCGACUCGGCAGUCAAGAUAGCUCGGAAAAGCAAGUUACUUUCCAAGAUUCUAUGAAUAAUACGGAAGCCUCGUCUGUGAAAACUAAGAAAGUGAAAUUUGCGGAAGAUACCAUAUUUGAGCAGCAACCAAGAGUUAAGAGAGUUUACCGAAAACCUAAGCGCAUGCUUACGCCAGGGCCUCAGAAACCUAGAUUCGUUCACAAUCCCCGCUUUCAAGCACUCAUAAAUCGUUUCGAGAACAAAGGGUUUACUUUGGCGCGAACACCAGUUCACCCUCCCAAGGAGAAAUCCCUCGAAAGCACGCCACCCGUGGGUGACCAUGCUAACAUGCCAGCCAGAGCAAUAAAUUUCAAAGAAGAUAGCCCUAUCGUAGAUACAGAAAACUACUCAAAGGAAUCAAAUGAAUUAUUCAAGACGUGCGUGGACUCACCCGUACAGCCUAAUAUCAACAAUGCAAUAUCUGCUCUGACCACUAAUAUUGCUGGAUCUUUGCAACAUUGCUUAUCCUCCGUCCUAAGGUCCAAUGAAGACGAAACUGAAAUUCAAUUUAAAUUUGUUAUAACAAAGAAAAAAGUUAGCGUCAAAAGACUCGAUGAGGGAGAAGCCCUUGAUGAGGGAAUAAGUGAAAUUGACAGAGACUUGGGACACAAUAAAGAGAACAUUUGGUCGAGCGUCGCUAAAGCUGUGAAAAAUGUAUUCUGGGGAGACCAAGGGACUAAUUUCGCAAUAACGACUCCUUACAAAUCCAGCACUAAUGAUUCUACUUCAUCGUCAGCAUCAAAGAGGAAAUGCCAUGAAAUGUCUGAUCCGGAAUUAAGUCCUCUGAACCACAAGCGGCAUAAGUUUGAGGGGAAGAUCAGAGGUAGACCUCCAUUGAGGAGGUGCAAGACUUGGGGAGUGUCUAGUUUGAGGAGUUCGCAGUCUGCAGAGCAACAACGAUUAUUAAAGGAAAUAUCUGUGGGGCAAGACGAAUUGAAUCAGAGUUUUUAG
Molecule: messenger RNA, 1950 nt
Organism: Amyelois transitella
Lineage: Eukaryota; Metazoa; Arthropoda; Insecta; Lepidoptera; Pyralidae
Exons: 6
Coding region: 1-1950 (649 amino acids)
Source: RefSeq, a predicted model, not a curated record